UUAGUGGGCGAUUUGGUCGGCCGAUUUUCGGUAUUUUGGCCGUUUUUUUUUCCGGUAAAGUUGGAAAAAAAAUCGGCCGAUUUUGCCGAUCGGCCGAUUUUCGCGGCAAUUAGUGGGCGAAUCGGCCGAUUUUUUACCGAUAAAAAAUCUGCGCAUGGGCAGUGACCUGCAAGAGGAAGACAAAAAGAAGAAAAAGAAGAAGAGGAAGAGGAUGAAGAAGAGGAUGAAGAAGAAGAGGAUGAGGAUGAAGAAGAAGAGGAAGAGGAUGAGGAUGAAGAAGAAGAAGAGGAUGAGGAUGAAGAAGAAGAAGAGGAUGAGGAUGAAGAAGAAGAGG
This is a messenger RNA of Staurois parvus, 334 nucleotides long. The record is from the annotation of a GenBank genome assembly. NCBI's taxonomy places the organism in Eukaryota, Metazoa, Chordata, Amphibia, Anura, Ranidae.